GCCGCCGCCGCCGCGGACAAUGAGAGGUCCCAUCUGAUGCCCAGGCUGAAGGAGUCUCGUUCCCACGAGUCCCUGCUCAGCCCCAGCAGUGCGGUAGAGGCGCUGGACCUCAGCAUGGAGGAGGAGGUGGUCAUCAAGCCGGUGCACAGCAGCAUCCUGGGCCAGGACUACUGCUUCGAGGUGACCACGUCAUCAGGAAGCAAGUGCUUCUCCUGCCGAUCGGCAGCCGAGCGGGAUAAGUGGAUGGAGAACCUUCGGCGAGCGGUACACCCCAACAAGGACAACAGCCGGCGUGUGGAGCACAUCCUAAAGCUGUGGGUGAUCGAGGCCAAGGACCUGCCGGCCAAGAAGAAGUAUCUGUGUGAGCUGUGCCUGGACGACGUGCUCUACGCCCGCACCACGGGCAAGCUCAAGACGGACAAUGUCUUCUGGGGCGAGCACUUUGAGUUCCACAACCUGCCCCCUCUGCGCACCGUCACCGUCCACCUGUACCGGGAGACUGACAAGAAGAAGAAGAAGGAGCGCAACAGUUACCUGGGCCUGGUGAGCCUCCCUGCCGCCUCGGUGGCUGGGCGGCAGUUCGUGGAGAAGUGGUACCCGGUGGUGACGCCCAACCCCAAGGGCGGCAAGGGCCCCGGGCCCAUGAUCCGCAUCAAGGCUCGCUACCAGACCGUCACCAUCCUGCCCAUGGAGAUGUACAAGGAAUUUGCCGAGCACAUCACCAACCACUACCUGGGGCUCUGUGCAGCCCUCGAGCCCAUCCUCAGCGCCAAGACCAAGGAGGAGAUGGCAUCAGCCCUGGUGCACAUCCUGCAGAGCACGGGCAAGGUGAAGGACUUCCUGACGGACCUGAUGAUGUCAGAGGUGGACCGCUGUGGGGACAAUGAGCACCUUAUCUUCCGGGAGAACACGCUGGCCACCAAGGCCAUCGAGGAGUACCUCAAGCUGGUGGGCCAGAAGUACCUGCAAGAUGCGCUAGGUGAGUUCAUCAAAGCUCUGUACGAGUCGGAUGAGAACUGCGAAGUGGACCCGAGCAAGUGCUCGGCCGCCGACCUCCCCGAGCACCAGGGCAACCUCAAGAUGUGCUGCGAGCUAGCCUUCUGCAAGAUCAUCAACUCCUACUGUGUCUUCCCACGGGAGCUGAAAGAGGUAUUUGCCUCAUGGCGACAGGAGUGCAGCAGCCGUGGCCGGCCUGACAUCAGCGAGCGACUCAUCAGCGCCUCCCUGUUUCUGCGCUUCCUCUGCCCUGCCAUCAUGUCGCCCUCACUCUUCAACCUGCUGCAGGAGUACCCCGAUGACCGCACUGCCCGCACCCUCACCCUCAUCGCCAAGGUUACCCAGAACCUGGCCAACUUCGCCAAGUUUGGCAGCAAGGAGGAGUACAUGUCAUUCAUGAACCAGUUCCUGGAGCACGAGUGGACCAACAUGCAGCGCUUCCUGCUGGAGAUCUCCAACCCCGAGACCGUCUCCAACACGGCCGGCUUCGAGGGCUACAUCGACCUGGGCCGCGAGCUCUCCAGCCUGCACUCGCUGCUCUGGGAGGCCGUCAGCCAGCUGGAGCAGAACAUUGUAUCCAAACUGGGACCCCUGCCUCGAAUCCUGAGGGAUGUCCACACAGCACUGAGUACCCCAGGCAGUGGGCAGCUCACGGGGACCAACGACUUGGCCUCCACUCCUGGCUCUGGCAGUAGCAGCAUCUCGGCCGGGCUGCAGAAGAUGGUGAUCGAGAAUGAUCUCUCUGGACCGCUGGCGUCGGCCUCGCCUGACUGGGCUGGCCCCGGAGCCCGGCUCCGGCAGCCGUCGUCCUCAUCCAAGGGUGACAGCCCGGAGCUGAAGCCUCGCGCGGUGCACAAGCAGGGCCCUUCACCCGUGAGCCCCAAUGCCCUGGACCGCACGGCCGCUUGGCUCUUGACCAUGAACGCGCAGUUGUUAGAAGACGAGGGCCUGGGCCCAGACCCCCCCCACAGGGAUAGGCUAAGGAGUAAGGAGGAGCUCAGCCAAGCAGAAAAGGACCUGGCCGUGCUGCAGGACAAGUUGCGGAUCUCCACCAAGAAGCUGGAGGAGUACGAGACCCUGUUCAAGUGCCAGGAGGAGACGACGCAGAAGCUGGUGCUGGAGUACCAGGCGCGGCUGGAGGAGGGUGAGGAGCGGCUGCGGCGGCAGCAGGAGGACAAGGACAUCCAGAUGAAGGGCAUCAUCAGCAGGUUGAUGUCUGUGGAGGAGGAGCUGAAGAAAGACCACGCGGAGAUGCAAGCAGCUGUAGACUCCAAACAGAAGAUCAUCGAUGCCCAGGUGGGUUCCGGCCCUGUGCUCAGCCAUAGGCAUUAA
Molecule: messenger RNA, 2328 nt
Organism: Puma concolor (puma)
Lineage: Eukaryota; Metazoa; Chordata; Mammalia; Carnivora; Felidae
Source: RefSeq, a predicted model, not a curated record